AAUAUAUAUGUACACACGCAUAUAUAAACACUCAUACAUGAAUAUAUACACACAUAUGCAAACACAUUUACACAUCAUAUACAUACAUAUCAACACAUAUACAUACAUAAAACACACAUAUGUCAUACUUAUAUACAUACAUAA
Carlito syrichta (Philippine tarsier) is the source of this 144-nucleotide messenger RNA. RefSeq lists its product as uncharacterized. The transcript has 2 exons. The record is from RefSeq and is a predicted model, not a curated record. NCBI's taxonomy places the organism in Eukaryota, Metazoa, Chordata, Mammalia, Primates, Tarsiidae. The annotation marks the transcript as partial.